AUGCAAUUCUUCUACAUAGCCAUUCCAGCCUCCCUGGCAUCGCUGGCAUACUCCCAGUCCAUCCCCGACCUGGCCGCCCAGAUACCUUCAUGUGGUUAUACUUGUUUGGUAGACGCUGCCAAAACCGCUGGUUGUAGUAUAACGGAUUAUGCCUGCAUAUGCGGUCCAAAGAGACCUGCCCUUAUCAAGGCCGGGACACCAUGUAUUGCAAGUGGAUGUCCUCUCCGAGAUGCCUUGGACACUCAGAGGCUCGGCACUCAGAUUUGCGCUGUACUCUCUGGGGUUUCAUCCUCCGCCAUCCCAUCAGCUAUAUCGACAGUAUCAAGUGCUACUAGCUCCAUUGCACCGUCGUCGUCGGUAUCGCCACAGGAAACCUCCAUUUCAUCAUCAACGAGCUCCUCCGAGGAUGUAUCAUCAAGUACGUCGAGUACUGCCUCCAGAACUGAUGCCGCUGCCAGCGCCACCUCUUCUGCCCAGGGGCAAGUCUCUGCUAGUGCUGGAUUGAAACGUGAUGCUAUGGGUGGUGUGGUUGGUGUGGCUAUGCUUGCCGCGUUUGCCUUAUAA
Messenger RNA from Venustampulla echinocandica, 564 nucleotides. RefSeq lists its product as uncharacterized. The record is from RefSeq and is a predicted model, not a curated record. The coding region runs from base 1 to 564 and encodes 187 amino acids. The transcript is spliced from 2 exons. Lineage: Eukaryota; Fungi; Ascomycota; Leotiomycetes; Helotiales; Pleuroascaceae.